This is a messenger RNA of Trichomycterus rosablanca, 1653 nucleotides long. It is a transcript of the gene tuba8l2, whose product is annotated as tubulin, alpha 8 like 2. Gene Ontology annotation, cellular component: cytoplasm; microtubule. Lineage: Eukaryota; Metazoa; Chordata; Actinopteri; Siluriformes; Trichomycteridae. The record is from RefSeq and is a predicted model, not a curated record. Gene Ontology annotation, molecular function: structural constituent of cytoskeleton; GTP binding. Gene Ontology annotation, biological process: mitotic cell cycle; microtubule cytoskeleton organization. The transcript has 4 exons. The coding region runs from base 73 to 1422 and encodes 449 amino acids.
CUGGCGCGCAGAGCAGAAAAGCGUCUCACUUCAUCACCGCAUUACAGGUACAGAGUGAGAAGAAUCGCAACAAUGCGCGAGUGCAUCUCUGUUCACGUGGGCCAGGCUGGCGUUCAGAUGGGAAACACCUGCUGGGAGCUGUACUGUCUGGAGCACGGCAUCCAGCCCGACGGUCAGAUGCCGAGCCAGAAGCCCGUCGGCGGCCACGAUGACUCCUUCACCACCUUCUUUAGCGACACCGGAGCUGGCAAGUAUGUGCCGCGUGCCAUCUUCGUGGACCUGGAGCCCACCGUCAUCGAUGAGGUGCGUACCGGUACCUACCGCCAACUCUUCCACCCGGAGCAGCUGAUCUCUGGGAAGGAGGACGCGGCCAAUAACUACGCUCGAGGUCACUACACCAUCGGCAAGGAGAUCAUCGACUCCGUGCUCGACCGCAUCCGCAAGCUGGCUGACCAGUGCACAGGUCUUCAGGGCUUCCUGGUCUUCCACAGCUUCGGUGGAGGCACCGGUUCCGGCUUCACCUCUCUCCUGAUGGAGCGCCUUUCCGUCGACUUCGGCAAAAAGUCCAAGCUGGAGUUUGCGAUUUACCCGGCGCCUCAGGUGUCCACGGCCGUCGUGGAGCCGUACAACUCCAUCCUGACCACGCACACCACGCUGGAGCACUCCGACUGCGCCUUCAUGGUGGACAACGAGGCCAUCUACGACAUCUGUCGCAGGAACCUGGACAUCGAGCGGCCGUCCUACACCAACCUCAACCGACUGAUCAGCCAGAUCGUGUCCUCCAUCACAGCUUCCCUGCGCUUCGACGGCGCCCUGAAUGUCGACUUGACCGAGUUCCAGACCAACCUGGUGCCGUACCCCAGGAUCCACUUUCCUCUGGCUACGUAUGCACCGGUGAUCUCUGCUGAAAAGGCUUACCAUGAGCAGCUCUCGGUGGCUGAGAUUACCAACUCCUGCUUUGAGCCAAGCAACCAAAUGGUCAAGUGUGACCCAAGGCAUGGCAAGUACAUGGCCUGUUGCCUUCUGUACCGUGGCGAUGUAGUGCCGAAGGAUGUCAACGUGGCCAUUGCUGCAAUCAAGACCAAGAGGAGCAUCCAGUUUGUGGACUGGUGUCCUACCGGAUUUAAGGUGGGAAUCAACUACCAGCCACCCACUGUGGUGCCCGGAGGCGACCUGGCCAAGGUCCAAAGGGCGGUGUGCAUGCUGAGCAACACUACGGCCAUCGCCGAGGCCUGGGCUCGUCUGGACCACAAGUUUGACUUGAUGUACGCCAAGCGAGCCUUCGUGCACUGGUACGUAGGUGAAGGGAUGGAGGAAGGUGAGUUCUCGGAGGCCAGAGAAGACAUGGCUGCCCUGGAGAAGGACUACGAAGAGGUCGGAAUCGACUCCUUUGAGGAAGAGGAGGAAGGAGAAGAAUUUUAGGGCCGAAUAAAGUCUCAAGCCCAUAAAAAUACUAGAAGAUGAGUGUUUACUUGAAUGUAAAGCUGAUUUACACCAUCUCUCUGGUGCCAAAGAGAGCACAAUGCGAAAUCUUGAGUUUGUCAUAAAUGAAUAAAUCUAUUUUUAAAUGUUUGUCAUUUGGUCUAACCUUUUUGUACCAAGUGUGUCCAAAUAAUUAUGAAAUUUUAAUAAAACUACUCAUUGUGCCCUGAA